GUAUUCAGAUCUGAACUUUGGAUAAGAUUGUUUGCUUGAUCAGACUACCAUUGAAAUACGUUAUACCUAACAAACACAGUAUUCAAUCAGUCUGACGAUUCGAAUUAUCUUAACAUGGCGCAGGUUCCAGCUCAGAAGUAUUUUCUUGGAUUUUUCAUUAUUUUUCAGGUUAUUUUGGGCUAUCACACAUCUUCAAGUGCAGAUUGCCAAGGAAUAAGCUCAGAAGUAACAUGUACGUGUGAUGAUUUUGGUCAUUGUGAGAGAGGAACGGUCCAAGUAGACCCAUGGCUGCAAAAUACACUCAGGACACAGAUGGAUGUACAGCUCGAUCUACCGUUCAACUAUGUCCAGUUUUUAGACGCACAUAAUUCAUACAACACCAGACCAUAUGGAUACUUAUACGGGGCAAACGAUACAUGCUUGUGGCCGCCCCCAUACAACCCAAGUCUUUGCACUGGGAUUGCUAACCAGGAGUUCAGUUUGACAGACCUUCUCAACAUGGGAAUCAGAGCGAUUGAACUCGAUAACUGGUAUUGCGAAGAUGAGAUGCGCAUAGCUCAUCUUGGAUCGACCAUUGAUCAAGAAUGUAACAGCGGUCACGUGCUAUUUUCUGAACCCGUUGCCGAGAUUGGGGCGUGGCUAGACGAUCACGAGGGCGAGUUCGUCAGAAUCUACAUGAAUGAAAAGUAUGACCAGGGUAAUGAUGGAGAAGUGAACGGGCCCUUCGAACGUUACCUUGGUGAUCGAGUAUUAACACCGGCCAACCUAAGAAACGACUACAACAACGAGUGGCCCACACUAAGGACCAUGCGAGAAGAUGGUAAGGAUGUAGUGAUUGCACAUAUUGCUACGGCGGGAACCGGUGAUUUUUACCUUCACCAAGGAAAGUUUAUCCAUCCCGGAUAUUGGAAGGAUAAAAAACAGAAUGAGUUCUCAAAUUAUCCCCAAUGUGGAGGUAAGAACUCAACUAAUGCUCUUCGUUUCUACAGUGACAGUACUCAUUUCUUAUUCGAGAACGACUACAUUGAUGGUCCGACACGCGUUGGGAUCAUGGAGUCCUUCAGCGAGUUCAUCAAGUGUGGGAUCCAGUUUCCCGCCGGUGAUCAGGUCCAUCCUCAGCUGAUGGAGACGGCUGUCUAUACAUGGGCUAAAGGAGAACCGGCGACGCCGAUCACCGAUUCGACGUCGUGUAUCAUGCUCAGUGGCACUGAUAAUCGUUGGUACACACCGACAGACUGCAACCAAGAACUCUACUACGCAUGUCAGAAUGUCAUUAAUACAGAAGACUGGACAUUGAGUGUAUCCGUCGGGAGUUAUGACGUAAACACACAAGCAUGCCCAAAUGGAUUCAGAUUCUCGCUACCUCAAAAUGGAUUCCAACAUCAAAAGAUGUUGGAAGGAAUUGAUAAUGCUGACGUUUGGCUCAACGUUGCUCCUCUUCUCGAUGACUACCAGCCACCGGUACUGCCUACCAUAGCACCAACGGAGGGCGGAGCUCAGGCAGUCACCGCGGUCAUAUCCGGGGUCGUCCUCGCUGCAGCCUCCGCACUUUUCAUCCUAUAGAAUCCUGUCGCGAUCACUCGAGGCUGCUAAGAAUCGUUAUUAUAGGGACAUCUGUUCAUAUUGAUAUUUUAUAGUCAUCUUGUCUAUCGUUGUAUUUUUUGUGGUUUAUUGAGGGCCAGGGGGGGGGGUAGCUACCAGUAUUCGGGGGCAGCGCCACGUGGUAGAGGCAAGGACCUGGCCGUGGAGGAUUAUCUAUUGACUUACUGGGGUGGUCUACCAAUAGAAUAAUCACACACGGCCAGGUCCCUGGGUAGGGGCAAUUGAUUCUAUGCUUUUUUAAUUAUUAAAAAAAAGGGGGAAACAUGAAUAAAAAGGAAGAGGGAAAAGGCGUGUAAGAAGAGAAGAUUUGGCUGUAUACAGCUACAUACUACCCCUAUAAGUUAAGUGAGAAAAUAAUGUCAUUUUAUUACAUCCCACCCCCAAUCAAUAUACACUGGCGCCCCCCCCCCCCCGCACUUCCCUGCCAAUAUUAUCUUUCAGAAUUGGUUUCCAUUGUCACUAGUUGAAUAAUUUGUAUUGACGAUUUUAUUUUUUGUUCAUCUAUUUAUGAAAAAUGAGAUUAACUGUUGAAAGGAAUUCACGAAUAAUUAACUACAACCUUCGUGACUUAUAGCUAUGCCAAUAGAUUUGUCUUUGACAUUUUAUUUGUGUUUGUCACUAGCCUCAAUUUCCUAAAUCCGUUUGGAUAUUUUAGCAUUCUAGUUUGAUGUAAACUGUCUCGUGUUUGAGACUUAAUUGUAUAUUGUAUUAUGUUUUAUAAUUAUAGCAAUGUGCACGAAUCAGUUUCAUGAAAGAAAAUCAUCUUCUCAAAUCUAUGAUCUGUCAGUAGAACUAUAAAUUUAUCAAGUGCGAGUCAUUCGCAAAUUUGCCUGUUAACGAUAGAAUAAAUGGCUGAUAUAUUUUAAUCAUUUGAUUAAGAUCCAUAUCAAGAUUUCAUAAUGAGAUAAAAAUAUGGUGACCAUAAAGACCAUAAUAAUGAUAGUGAUGAUGGUGACGAUGAUGGUGAAGAUGAUGAUGAUGGUGAUGGCGAUGAUGAUUGUGAUGAUGACGAUGAUGAUGGUGAUGAUGACGAUGAUGGUGAAGAUGAUGAUGAUGAUGAUGAUGGUAAUGGUGAUGGCGGUGAUGAUGACGACGACGAUGAUGACGAUGAUGGUAAUAAAGUUGGUCAUGAUCGGCGUUUUAUCUCCUUAAAUUCUUGUGUCUUUUAUCUUUAUCACACUGCCACACGAAAUAUAAACAACAAAACUGUGUAUGGUAAGUGACUUCUUAUUUACGCCCCUGGUCGAAACGAGAUAAGUAUUGAUUGCAUGUCCACACCCUUAUUCUAAUUCGAACUUUGGAUAAGAUUGUUUGCUUGAUCAGACUACCAUUGAAAUACGUUAUACCUUACGAACACAGUAUUCAAUCAGUUUGACGAUUCGAAUUAUCUUAACAUGGCGCAGGUUCCAGUUGAAAAGAAUUUUCUCGGAUUUUUCAUUAUUUUGCAGGUAAAUGUGACAUUUACUAAGAGUAUACACGUAGAUUUCAUUACAAAUUAUUCUUCGCUGUGAUUGUUUAUUCUAUCGCGAGGAACUUUUACGCCUCUUAUAUCCACCGUUUAUUAUGUUUUGUUUUAUUUCUAUAUAUUCGGUUAUUAAAGUAUCCUUUUUUGUGGAAUAUAUAUA
Lytechinus pictus (painted urchin) is the source of this 3227-nucleotide messenger RNA. RefSeq lists its product as uncharacterized. The transcript is spliced from 13 exons. The record is from RefSeq and is a predicted model, not a curated record. Gene Ontology annotation, biological process: lipid metabolic process. Gene Ontology annotation, molecular function: phosphoric diester hydrolase activity. Lineage: Eukaryota; Metazoa; Echinodermata; Echinoidea; Temnopleuroida; Toxopneustidae. Bases 115 to 1563 code for a protein of 482 amino acids.